AAACACGUGUUUUAAACUAUUUUAUGAAUAGGUCAACAUAAAGGACACUGAAACAUGCAUAAAACAUUAAAUCAACUAUAUAAUUAUAAAUAUUUUUGGAAGACAGUGGCGCAAUUUACAGUUCAGCCUGCAAUCUAAUACCAACCUGUGGGAAGCAGCAGUGUGUUGGAAGUCCAUUGGUUCAGCCGAAAACCUAGAAGAAGAAGAGCGGCCAAGAAGGUCUGUCCUGCACGUGUCGAAGCGUGCAAGUUCGGAACUCCGCGAAUUCAAGCAAAAGGUUAGAACGACGCAGAUAAACACAUCGCGUCAAUUAAACUUCACCGGCUUUUCAUGCGUAGUCCCUCGUUAAAUCUCCUAUGCCACUAUGAAGUACAUUCUAGUCACCGGCGGUGUGAUUUCCGGCAUUGGUAAAGGAAUCAUCGCCAGCAGUGUGGGCACCCUCCUGAAGUCGUGCGGCCUUCAUGUCACAGCCAUCAAAAUCGACCCGUACAUCAACAUCGAUGCUGGUACUUUUUCACCUUAUGAGCAUGGUGAGGUGUUUGUGCUGGACGAUGGCGGAGAGGUGGAUUUGGACUUGGGGAACUACGAGCGUUUCCUGGACAUCCGUCUGACGAGGGACAACAACUUGACCACAGGGAAGAUCUACCAGUCGGUUAUAAACAAGGAAAGGAAAGGAGACUACCUGGGCAAGACUGUGCAAGUUGUCCCUCACAUCACAGAUGCAAUCCAGGAAUGGGUGAUGAAUCAAGCCAAGGUCUCUGUAGACGGCGACGGUGUGGAGCCUCAAGUUUGUGUCAUAGAGCUGGGGGGCACAGUGGGAGACAUUGAGAGCAUGCCCUUCAUUGAAGCCUUCAGACAGUUUCAGUUCAAGGUGAAGAGAGAGAACUUCUGCAACAUCCACGUUAGCCUUGUGCCCCAGCCAAACACUACAGGGGAGCAGAAGACUAAGCCGACACAAAACAGCGUGCGAGAGCUCAGAGGUCUUGGUUUGUCUCCCGACUUGAUUAUGUGCCGUUGUACAACGCCUUUGGAAACAGCUGUCAAGGAGAAGAUAUCCAUGUUUUGUCACGUGGAGCCAACACAGGUGAUCUGUGUACAUGAUGUGUCUUCAGUCUACCGAGUACCUCUGUUGUUGGAGGAUCAGGGAGUUGUUAGCUACUUCUGCCAAAGGCUGAACCUGCCUGUUGAGAUGAGGCCCAGAAAGAUGCUCUCCAAGUGGAAGGAGAUGGCCGACAGGUCAGACCGUCUGCUAGAACACGUUUCCAUUGCCCUGGUGGGGAAGUACACCAAGCUGUCGGACUCCUACACAUCCGUCAUCAAGGCCCUGGAGCACUCGGCGCUUGCCAUCAGUCACAAGCUUGAGGUCAAGUACAUAGACUCAGCCGACCUGGAGCCAGCCACUUUGCAAGAUGAGCCAGUGAAAUAUCAUGAGGCCUGGCAAAAACUCUGCAGCUCUAAUGGGGUGUUGGUGCCUGGUGGCUUUGGUGUGAGAGGAACAGAAGGCAAGAUAUUGGCCAUAAACUGGGCAAGAAAACAGAAUAAACCCUUCCUAGGUGUGUGUUUGGGCAUGCAGCUGGCCGUGUGCGAGUUUGCCCGCAAUGUUCUCGGCUGGGAAGAUGCCAACUCCACGGAGUUUAACCCAGAGUCCAAGUACCCAGUGGUGAUUGACAUGCCAGAGCAUAACCCAGGCCAGAUGGGAGGCACAAUGAGGCUUGGCCAGAGGCGAACCAUUUUCAAAUCCCAAAACAGUGUGCUGAGAAAACUUUAUGGAGACGUGGACCACGUUGAUGAGCGGCACAGACACAGAUUUGAGGUGAACCCUGAGCUCAAGCACCACUUUGAAGAGAAAGGUCUUCAGUUUGUUGGCCAGGAUGUGGAGGGAGAACGGAUGGAGAUCAUUCAGUUAGAGGAGCACUGCUACUUUGUCGGAGUGCAAUAUCAUCCUGAGUUCACCUCCAGGCCUAUCAAACCUUCUCCGCCCUACUUUGGCCUCCUGCUGGCUUCUGCUGGCAAACUCCAGAGCUACUUGGCAAAGGGCUGCCGCCUGUCUCCACGGGACACGUACAGCGACCGUAGCGGAGGCAGCUCUCCCGACGUCGAUAUCGCCGAACUCAAAUUUCCGUCCUUGUCGUGAAGCUUGGACUGGUUCUGUUGCUAACUAUUAGACAAUGUGCCACUAAAAAUGAGUUUUCAGUCUCAUGGUUAAAAUGUUAUUUAUACUUUUUGGGUAAAUGUAAAGGUUUGAGAGAUAUGUAGGCAAACAUUAAAUAAAAAAAAAAUUGUGUAUGUCUGUAUGACAAGCAGCAUACUGUUUUAUCUCUGGGAUGGAAUAGCAAUGAGAAGUGUAGUUUAUUCUGCAUUUAUAUUUAAAAGUUAUUACAUUAAUGAAUUAUUUUACAGUGACAAAAAACGAGGUCAUAGUUAUCUAUUGCAAGCUACUCCUUUUUUUUUUUUUUUGUCAAGCAGUUUUAUGUACAUAAUGAUUUUUACAUUGACUGUAUAUACAGUACAACUGUUAUCCUCCUCAAUGAUCACUGAUGGGGUUUUUUUGCAAUCCUGUAUGAAAUUCCAGACAUGUAUAAACGCAAAAACAGUACUUAACAUUUAUUUUGUAACCGCUGCCUUGAUAAAAUAAACAGCCUCA
Syngnathoides biaculeatus (alligator pipefish) is the source of this 2644-nucleotide messenger RNA. It is a transcript of the gene ctps1b, whose product is annotated as CTP synthase 1b. Gene Ontology annotation, biological process: pyrimidine nucleobase biosynthetic process; CTP biosynthetic process. Gene Ontology annotation, molecular function: identical protein binding; CTP synthase activity. Bases 365 to 2134 code for a protein of 589 amino acids. Gene Ontology annotation, cellular component: cytoplasm; cytoophidium. The transcript is spliced from 18 exons. Lineage: Eukaryota; Metazoa; Chordata; Actinopteri; Syngnathiformes; Syngnathidae. The record is from RefSeq and is a predicted model, not a curated record.